GGGCGGGCUAGAGUCUAGGGUCACACCCGGCCUCCCCGCUCAGCGUCUGCUGCACCUGCAGGGCACCUGCUCGCAUCUCCGGGACUGGCGGACUUUGCCUCGAGGGGGGAAGGGUGACGCUGAUCGGCUGGUCAUGGCCUACCCGGGCUACGGAGGAGGGUUUGGAAGUUUUGGUGGUCAGAUACCAGGAAUGCAGAUGGGACAGCCCGUGCCUGGUGUGGGUCCAAACAUGCUCCCCGGGGGCUACCCUGUGUACCCGGUGCACUCAGACACCUGCUCCUCAGCUGAUGCCUCCAUGUGGACAUACUUCACAGCUGUUGCUGGACAGGAUGGUGAAGUGGAUGCUGAGGAACUUCAGAGGUGUUUAACACAGUCUGGCAUUAGUGGAACUUACGCUCCCUUCAGUUUGGAAACCUGUAGAAUUAUGAUUGCCAUGUUGGAUCGAGAUUUCACAGGAAAAAUGGGAUUCAAUGAAUUCAGGGAGCUGUGGGCAGCUCUUAAUGCCUGGAAACAGAACUUUGUGGCUGUUGACCAAGACUGCAGUGGCACCGUAGAGCACCAUGAGCUGAGUCAAGCCAUUGCUGAGAUGGGUUAUAGGUUGAGUCCUCAAACAUUAGCUGCUAUUGUGAAUCGUUACAGCAAGAAUGGCAGAAUUUUCUUUGAUGACUAUGUUGCUUGCUGUGUGAAGCUUCGGGCAUUGACAGAUUUCUUUAGGAGGAGAGACUACUUGCAACAGGGAUUUGUGAAUUUCAUAUAUGAGGAUUUUUUGCAGGGCACUAUGACAAUUUGAAUGCUGGGAAUUCGAAAGCUGGAGAAAAUACUGUGAGGCCUUUUUCUUGAUCAGAAAACUGGACUACUGAAAAUUAAAAGUCUUGGAUAUUUUUCAUAUUCAUACCUGUCAUAACUCUUUCUUUUCUGUGUUUUCCAAUUUAAAGCAUACUUCAGAGCCAUA
Messenger RNA from Jaculus jaculus (lesser Egyptian jerboa), 952 nucleotides. It is a transcript of the gene Gca, whose product is annotated as grancalcin. The transcript is spliced from 8 exons. The record is from RefSeq and is a predicted model, not a curated record. Bases 134 to 790 code for a protein of 218 amino acids. NCBI's taxonomy places the organism in Eukaryota, Metazoa, Chordata, Mammalia, Rodentia, Dipodidae. Gene Ontology annotation, molecular function: calcium ion binding.